Molecule: messenger RNA, 6711 nt
Organism: Parastagonospora nodorum SN15
Lineage: Eukaryota; Fungi; Ascomycota; Dothideomycetes; Pleosporales; Phaeosphaeriaceae
Exons: 2
Coding region: 1-6711 (2236 amino acids)
Biological process (GO): mitotic cell cycle; DNA replication; nucleotide-excision repair, DNA gap filling
Cellular component (GO): nucleus; epsilon DNA polymerase complex
Molecular function (GO): DNA binding; DNA-directed DNA polymerase activity; single-stranded DNA 3'-5' DNA exonuclease activity
Source: RefSeq, a predicted model, not a curated record
AUGCCGCCGCGACGAGCAGGUCAACCUUUUCGCCGGGUAGGUAAAGCCGGCAACACAUCAUAUGGCCCACGGAAGCCAAAGACAGUCGACGCCUCGUCACUACGGAGUGGCGAGGGCACAUCACAGCAAGAUAAGCUCGAAGCUACGCGACUAGCCAACCGCAUCGAUGAGUCCAUGGGAUUUUCGCGUUUCGAGUCCGGGAAGAAGAAGGUGGGAUGGCUCGUCAAUAUGCACUCGACCACAAUAGAAGACGAGGAUGUGCCCGGCGGCAAGGCAGGCGUCGACUACUACUUCAUCGGCGAGGACGGCGACACAUUCAAAGCCACGCUCGAAUACGACCCAUACUUCUUGUUGGCUGUCAAGAAAGGCAGGGAACAAGACGUGGAGGAGUACUGUCGAAGGGCAUUUGAGGGUCUGAUCAAGUCUAUAAAGAAGGUGGAAAAGGAGGACCUUUCCAUGCCAAACCAUCUUACUGGCUACCGGAGGACAUUCUUACAACUCACAUUUGCAAAUGUCAACGACCUGUUGGCUGUAAGAAAGGCCGUUGCACCAAUAGUGGAGAAAAAUAAGAAGAACGUUGAUGCAAUGGAUACCUAUGCUGAGGUAGCAACUGGUAAUGCCGGUAUGGACUUCUUCGAUAACGACGAUUACGAAUACGAGAAACGAUUCAUGACUACGAUUGAUGCGAGCGAUUUCAUUGUAGAUAUCAGGGAGUACGAUGUUCCCUACCACGUCCGAGUAGCCAUCGACAUGGACGUUCGAAUCGGAAACUGGUACACCGUCGAUGCGAAGCAUGGCGUGAUAUCGAUCAAGUGUAUAGAGGACCGCUUGACGCCUGCAGAUCCGGUAGUCAUGGCUUACGACAUCGAAACCACAAAACUUCCAUUGAAGUUUCCUGACGCAGUCAUCGACCAGAUCAUGAUGGUGUCGUAUAUGAUCGAUGGGCAGGGAUUCUUGAUCACCAACCGCGAGAUUGUCUCCGAAGACAUUUCAGAUUUUGAGUACACACCAAAGCCGGAAUACCAUGGACCUUUCAUGAUCUUCAACGAGCCAGAUGAAAAGGCCCUUAUUGAGCGCUUCUUUGAGCACAUCAAGGAAGCAAAACCUACCGUCAUGGUCACAUACAACGGAGACUUUUUCGAUUGGCCUUUCGUAGAAGCAAGAGCUAGUGUACUGGGUAUAGACAUGUAUCAAGAGAUUGGCUUCAGGAAGAACAGUGAAGACAUAUACCAAUCGGACUACUGUGCACAUAUGGACGCAUUUGCCUGGGUCAGUCGAGACAGUUAUCUGCCGCAAGGAAGUCGUGGUCUCAAAGCUGUCACUAUGGCCAAGCUAGGAUACGAUCCAGACGAACUUGACCCCGAAUUGAUGACUCCAUACGCCUCCGAACGGCCCCAAACGCUUGCCGAAUACUCCGUUUCCGACGCCGUUGCCACGUACUAUUUGUACAUGAAAUACGUUCAUCCGUUCAUUUUCGCUUUGUGCAAGAUUCUUCCGCUAGGUCCGGACGACGCACUGCGAAAGGGUACUGGUACCCUGUGUGAGAUGUUGUUGAUGGUGCAAGCGUACCAGAAAGGCAUUGCCUUGCCGAACAAACAUCAAGCGCCAAAGGAGGCAUUCUGGGAAGGCCAUCUUUUAGAGUCGGAAACUUACGUCGGUGGUCACGUUGAAGCUUUAGAGGCUGGCGUAUUUCGAAGCGACAUCGCCUACAAUUUCGCCGUCGACCCUACAGCCAUUGAUGAACUUAUCAACGAUCUUGACGCGGCACUGAAAUUCAGCAUUGAGGUUGAAGAGAAGAAGAAGAUGGAAGACGUUACCAACUAUGAUGAGAUUAAGGCCGAAAUCGUCAACAAUCUGAUGCAAUUGAAGAACACGCCCAACCGGAACGAGCGGCCACUGAUCUACCAUUUGGACGUCGCAUCUAUGUACCCCAAUAUUAUGACAACAAAUCGACUGCAGCCAGAUUCCAUGAUCAAGGAGGCUGAUUGCGCGGCCUGCGACUUCAACCGGCCAGGUAAAACCUGCGAUCGUCGGAUGCCUUGGGCGUGGAGAGGAGAGUACUUGCCAGCGAAGCGUGAUGAGUACAACAUGGUUCGCAAUGCUUUAGAGAACGAGCGGUUCCCAGGAAAGUGGCCCAAUUCGCCGAUGCGAUCAUUCCAGGAGCUGUCACAAGACGAGCAGGCUACACUUGUCCGUAAGCGUCUCACGGACUACUCCAAGAAGAUCUACCACAAGGUUCACGAUGCGACGACAAUCGAGCGCGAAGCUAUCAUUUGCCAGCGCGAGAAUCCAUUCUACGUUGACACAGUCAGUGGAUUCCGUGACCGACGUUAUGACUUCAAAGGCAAGCAAAAGGUCUGGAAGGGCAAGACUGACGCUCUCAAAGCUGCUGGAGCCCCAGCGCAUGAGGUUGAGCACGCAAAGAAAAUGAUCGUUCUAUUCGACUCUAUGCAGCUGGCCCACAAGGUCAUUCUCAACUCUUUCUACGGAUACGUCAUGCGAAAAGGUUCUCGCUGGUACUCCCUGGAGAUGGCUGGUGUGACCUGUUUAACGGGUGCGCGCAUCAUUCAACUUGCGCGAUCUCUUGUCGAGCGUAUCGGGCGUCCUCUGGAACUGGAUACAGAUGGUAUUUGGUGCAUCUUACCAGCGACCUUCCCCGAGAACUUCUCUUUCAAAAUGAGCAACGGCAAGAAGAUGACGAUCUCGUAUCCCUGUACUAUGUUGAACCAUCUGGUACACGCACAGUACACCAACCAUCAGUACGAGACAUUGGUCGAUCCAGUCAACUUUCGCUACGAGAAGCACAGCGACAACUCCAUUUUCUUCGAAGUCGACGGACCAUACAAAGCUAUGAUUCUACCGACAUCGAAAGAGGAGGACAAGAACUUGAAGAAGCGUUACGCUGUCUUCAACCACGAUGGCAGUUUGGCUGAGCUGAAAGGCUUCGAGGUGAAGCGUCGUGGUGAGCUUAAGCUCAUCAAGAACUUCCAGGCUCAGAUCUUCAAGUUCUUCCUGGAGGGAACGACUCUCGAAGAGACCUACGGGGCGGUCGCAAAUGUCGCAAAUCGCUGGCUGGACAUUCUAGACACUCGCGGUGCAUCGCUAGCAGACGAAGAGCUCAUCGACCUCAUUGUUGAGAACAAAAGCAUGACAAAGACACUGGAGGAGUACGGAGCACAGAAGUCGACGGCCAUCACGACGGCUAAACGUCUUGCAGAGUUUUUGGGUGAGCAGAUGGUCAAGGACAAGGGCUUGAACUGCAAGUACAUCAUCUCAAAGACUCCCCGCAAUGCACCUGUUACAGAGCGUGCCAUUCCCAUGUCGAUUUUCUCGGCCGAAGAAUCAGUGAAGCGAUACUUCCUGAGGAAAUGGAUGAAGGAAGAUCCAGGCGACAUGGAUCCGCGAACAGUUCUCGACUGGGACUACUACCGCGAACGUUUAGCCUCUGUCAUUCAGAAGCUCAUCACUAUUCCCGCAGCCUACCAGAAAGUGCGAAAUCCUGUCCCUAGGGUACCACAUCCAGACUGGCUCGAUCGCAGGAUUCGACAAAAGGAGGACAAACUCCAGCAAAAGAAGAUGACGGACAUGUUCAGCAAGAAGCCACUAACGACUGGUGAUGCGAACGUCGCCAACAACAAGCUCUCUGGCGAUCUCGAAGACUUUGGCGCAGCGAAGGUGUCGCAGGCUCAAUCACAGAUGAAGAAGGGUAUUGUGACGAAGAUGGUCGCGAAGCGCAAAGAGCCUGAACCAGCGGUACCCGUCCAAACCGAUCCCUACGCUGCGCUGCCGAAGGUCAUGCCGUCCAUCACCAACGACUACUCCGGCUGGCUUAUGUAUCAGAAGCAAAAGUGGAAGAUCCAGGCACAAGCACGAAAGAGACGACGACAGCUGUUCGGCGAGAAGCCUGUCGACUCAAACGAUGCUAUUGGUACCUUUUUCAGGAACCAAGCCCAAUCGCUAUUCAUCAGCACCUGGCAGCUUGUUCAAUUGCGACCGACCGAGACACCUGGAGAGGUCAAAGCUUUCGUCCUGAUCGACAAGAAGAUCCACAUACUCAAGGUCAUUGUGCCUCGACAACUGUAUCUCAACUUGAGAAGCGAAGAUCUUCCAGAUGUCUCGAUCAGUGGGUGCUCAGUUGAGAAGGUUGUCAAUCACACAUUGCCAAACGGACAUCCAUCGAUCCAUCUGUUCAAGCUCGAGAUGUCAGAGCAGACGUACGUUCACGAGGCUGCCAAUAUCUCGAUUCUGUUCAACCAUCCCAGUGUGGAGGGCGUCUAUGAGAAGCAAGUACCUCUCAAUGUUCGCGCCAUCCUGGAACUUGGGAGCAGCUGUACCUUUGACGAAUCGCAGAAAGGUGUACUCGGCAAAGGCUUAGAGCAAGGUUUCGACCUUUCGGCGCUGCGAAGAGUUCCCUCACAAAAGACAUACCUCGCUGACGCAUCAAUGAGCUACCUAUACGUCUACCACGUCAGCAGUGGUGACCGUCACAUCUAUGCCGUUUUCUCGACAUCGAAGAAUGAUGCGCACAUCAUCAUCCAGAACAAAACCAAGGACGCGCAAGGCAUGCCAAACGUCGACCGCAUCUACAGCGAUGCUUUACGAAGACGCAUGGAAGGCAACCAGGGAGAACCAUGGCAAACAAUGAUCGACUACCAGGACAGCGUUCACUUCAAGACCACCAUGGUUACCACGAGGCGCAAAGCUCUGCUCGAACUUGGUGACGUGGUCAAGAAGAUGAAAGCGGAUGAAACCAAGCCCAUCAUCGUGGUGAUGCAGUCACCUAACCAGGCUCUGCUUUCACACGACAUCCCCAUCUUGAAGGACCUCCCUAUACUCCCAUUGCACCCAGACGAGACCGACAAGCAGCUUCCUCCUCUUGGCUGGCAGGCAUUCAUUGCGAAGCGCCUUGUCAGUCACUACCUCGAUCUUGGAUCGUGGGUGGCGCAUCUUCUCGAGCUCUCUCGAUAUGGAGACAUCCCGCUUUGCAACCUCGAAAGCAAUGACCCGCGUUUCUUGAUCGAUGUUGCUUAUGCGCGUCGGUUACAGAAGGAGCGAGUCAUCCUCUGGUGGUCUGGUCAAGCAAAGCCUGAUCACGCAGGCUACGAGAAGGAUGAUAUACUCGGCCCUCUUGAGACGGUGGAAAUGCCUUCGAUCAACAAUGCUGGCACGUACUCAUCCGUCUGUAUCGAUAUAAGCUUGCGCAACCUCGCCAUUAACACGAUUCUUUCAUCGUCUCUGGUCAAUGAUCUCGAAGGCGCAGACUCAGUCUCAUUUAACCCUUCGGCGCCCUCCUAUGACUCCGCGAACGAUGGUACCAACGUCAUCUACUCUGACAAUGCGUUUGCGAGUGCGGGUAUCAUGGUCCUCCGGGAGAUGGUCAAGGCCUGGUGGAUCGAAGCUGUGCAGGCAGGCUCCGGCUUUAGCAUGGCCGACGUCAUGGUCCAGCAUCUCGUCCGCUGGGUCAGCAGUCCAGGCUCGUUCCUUUACGAUAGGUCGUUGCACUACUACGUGGAGAUGAUGUCGAAGAAGACAUUGCAACAGCUCAUGGCCGACUUCAAGCGCGUGGGUUCACACAUUGUUUUCGCUAGCCCGAACCGCCUAUUGCUCCAAACAACGAAAGCAGAGGUCGGAAAUGCGUAUGCUUACAGCCAGUAUAUCAUCAAGACGAUCAAGUCGAAGCCGCUGUUCCAGUUCAUGGAGCUCGAGAUCAAGGAGUACUGGGACUAUCUGGUGUGGUACGAUGAGUUCAACUACGGUGGAAAGGGAUGUAAAGAGGUUGUGGAAGAGGAGAAUCAAACCAUUGAGAACAUCAUGUGUUGGCAGUUGGCGCAAUUUUUGCCUGCAACACUUCAGCCAACUUUCAACGACUGGGUCAUCGAGUUCAUUGAACUCAUGCAUGCAAGGAAACGACCCACGGUGACAGAUGGCUCGACGCCUCGUACUACACAAAUCCCUCUUCGACCCCUUACCGUGGAUCCAAACGAACAGACUCAGAUUUUGCCGAAGACAUUCACAAAGCCACUGUUCAAGCAGAUUUCGACACUACUUCGACGUCAACAUACAGAGAUGCUACACCCUGAGCUUGCAGCAGACUACGAGUUUCCCCAACUCCCUGGCUCGCACCUCAAGCUUUCGAACCCAGUGCUGCAACUCGUCAAGUCAAUCAUGCAAGUACUCAGUCUCGACCGUGCAAUAUCACUUGAAGCACGAAUGCUUCGGAAGGAACUUCUCAACCUCUUCGAGAUUCGCGAAUUCAGUUCGGAAGCAACAUUUGUGAACCCCAGCGCUGUCUUAAGUGUUCGAGGUGUUAUAUGCGAUGAGUGCACAUGCUCCCGCGACCUCGAUCUAUGUCGCGAUGCUGCCCUUCUCCCACCCGUCCUGCCAAACAACUCGGACACUGCACCUGCGCCGCCGAAGUGGAAGUGCGACAACUGCGACUCGACGUACGACAAGCUUCGCAUCGAAGAGAAACUUGUGUCUGAAGUCCAGAAAGUGGUGCUAGAGUGGUGCACUCAGGAUCUCAAAUGCAACAAGUGCAAGCGCCUGCGAAGCAAUGAGUUUAUGGAGCAUUGUGCGUGUGCAGGCGAGUGGGUGGGCACAAAGAGUCGGGGCGAUGUGAAGAAGAAGCUCAACACGUAUAAUAACGUGGCUGGGUUUUACGGGCUCAAGAUGCUUGAGUCUGUUGUGCAGGAAUGUUUAGAAGGUGUUUGA